UGCAUUCUGAAACUUACGUUAUGCUGUGUGAUUGCCUUUUAACUCCCCUCUACGAAAUGGCCUACUUUGAUGCCACUGAUUUCCAUAUUUUUAAUUUAAAAAUCUCAAGUGGCCGAAGGUGAGGAAAAUCCGAUACUGCAAAACAAGAAAUCGAUGUUGCCAACUAAAUAGAGAAGGUGUGAAGAAUAUUUAAGAUGCUCGAAUGAAACUGGUGUCUGUAGAAGCUUCUUGUCAAGCUUCUUGAGUGUUGUUGGAGCUGGAGUCAUCCAGGCAAGCGGGAAGUAUUUCAUCACUCCUGGCUUGUAGGCAGUCAGGAGAUGCUCCUUCAAUGAUUAUCAAGAAGUGCAGAAAUGGAUCAGAUGGCAGUGACCUCAUCCGCAUAUCAGCCUGAAGAUGACGAAUUUGAUAGAAAUUGCCCACGGAUCUGUGGCGUUUGUGGGGACAGAGCUACUGGUUUUCAUUUCAAUGCCAUGACCUGUGAAGGCUGUAAAGGCUUCUUUAGGAGAAGCAUGAAGAAAAAGGCCAAUUUUACAUGUCCUUUUAGUGGCAACUGUUCAAUUACAAAGGAUAACAGAAGACAUUGUCAAGCAUGUAGACUCAAGCGAUGCCAGGAUAUUGGCAUGAUGAAAGAAUUCAUUUUAACAGAUGAAGAAGUUCAGCGGAAAAAGGAGAUGAUUUUAAAACGUAAAGAAGAAGAAGCAUUAAAGGAGGCAAAGAAACCAAAGUUGUCAGAUGAACAAGAAAAGUUGAUUGCCUUAUUAAUUGAUGCACACCAUAAAACAUUCGAUGCAUCGUAUUCAUACUUCAGCCAAUUCAGACCACCAGUCCGGGAUCAAUCUAAAAUGGAAGAAUCCGAACAAUCCACUUCUACUGAUGCGUCACAGAAUCUCUGCUCAGCUGAUUCUUUUGCUUUUGAUUCCUUCAGUGCUUCCAUCCCGGAAGGUUGCAAUCUGUCCAUAGAUAUGUCGGAGCUACCAAAAUUGGAUUUAUCCAUCUUUGGGAUGUUUCAUGAUGGCAUUAACAGUCCCAAGAGGAAUGAAAAACUAACUAUGCUGCCUCAUCUGGCUGAUCUGGUCUCUUACAGCAUACAGAAAGUAGUUGGCUUUGCAAAGGCCAUCCCUGGAUUCAGGGAGUUGCUUGCGGAUGACCAAAUUGCCCUUCUGAAGUCAAGUGCAAUUGAAAUUAUUAUGCUACGAUCAAACGAGUCCUUCUCAGUGGAGGAUAUGUCCUGGAAAUGUGGAAAUGAUGAGUUCAAAUAUGAUAUAAAUGACGUCACCAGAGCUGGCCAUUCCCUGGAAUUGCUCGAACCACUGAUAAAAUUUCAAGUUGGCCUGAAGAACCUGAAUUUACACGAACCAGAACAUGUUCUUCUAAUGGCCAUCUGCAUCCUUUCACCUGACCGUCCCGGAGUACAGAACCGUGUUCAAGUGGAGCGUGUUCAAGAUGGGUUAUCCGAGACGCUACAGUCAUACAUCCGAGCCAAACAUCCACCUCCAGGCAAUCGGUUAUUGUAUCCGAAAAUGAUCCAGAAGUUGACAGACCUCCGGACCCUAAGCGAGGAACAUUCCAAACAGUUCCAGUCUCUGACCAUUAAUCCUGAUUGUAGCACACAGCUUACACCACUUGUGCUGGAGGAAAAAAUUGGAUAUUGAGUAAUAAAUUGCUGUUUGAAUCAACUUUAAAAAAUACUUCAAUGAAAAGAAUAUCCUAUGGCUACCAUGUGAUGCAGUAAAACCCAGAUGUCAGCAGACAAUGAUAGGAGUGAGACAGGUCCAUUAAACAAGGAGUUUGCAGACGACUUGAGGAUUUUGUUUGGAUCCAUGGAAAUGAGACUGGGAGUAAAGGAACAUUUACAGGUGUGGCUGGGCGUCUAAAGAGCCUUACAGUGUCUCUGGGUGUUAAUUAUAUGCUCUUGAAGCCCUUCAAUAAAAGGAGGAGUAAUAAUUGCAUUUUUUUAAAACUCAUGGUUGAUUCCUAUUGUCUUGCUUGAACCUGAUGCACUGCAUUGGCACAUCUCUUUCCAUUGAAAGACUCAAUUUAAAGGCUUCCAUAAGAUCAGACUCUUUCAAGGCCUUCCUCGCCUGCUUCACAUGGCCAAGUGAUACUUCAAUUACUACUUCAGAAAACUUUUACUCUUCCUUGCCAAAGCAAAAGUUGCUCAGUAGUGUUUGGCUUUUUAAGCUGCUGCAGCCAUUUAAAACCGUCAAGAGAAUCAAGUUUCCUGCUGCAAAAUAGCAAACUCUGAAUCCAAAGGUGAUUCAAGUGCAGGCAUAACCCCAAAAUUUCUAAUGAUGCUCAUCCUGAACAUUUGGGGGACUUAUUAAAUCAUUGAAUCAGCAGUAAAUCAUUCUAGUCAUUUGAAACAGUGAACUUGCAGUAAUAAGUGUACGUUCUUCCAAUUUCUCCCCUCCCUAUUUGAGUUUCAUUUGCAUUUUGCUUUUUUUGGCUUUUCGUACUUUAUAAACUUUUGAAUUCUUUCUAUUCUGUCACAUUACUGAAGCAGGACCGAUUUCUUCCUUUUAUUGGUUUCACAAUAAUAUAUCUUUGUUUGCUUUCUUUCUGUCUUUCCAUUAAUUCACGAAUUUAAUCCAUACUUAGACUUUUCUUCCUCUAACCCAGUCAGCAAUGCCUAUCUAGUUUGAUUUUAUUGCAUCUGAAUGUCCUAAAAAACAUUACCAAAAGAAUGUGGAUGCUUUGGAGAGGGUGCAGAGGAGGUUCACCAAGAUGUUGCCUGGUAUGGAGGGCGUGAGCUAUGAAGAAAGGUUGAGUAGAUUAGGAUUAUUUUCAUUAGAAAGAUUGAGGGGGUGACCUGCUUGAGGUCUACAAAAUCAUGAGGGGUAUAGACAAGGUGGAUAGCAGGAAGCUUUUUCCCAGAGUGGGGGACUCAAUUACUAGGGGUCAUGAGUUCAAAGUGAGAGGAGGAAAGUUUAUGGGAGAUAUGCGUGGAAAGUUCUUUACGCAGAGGGUGGUGGGUGCCUGAAACGCAUUGCCAACGGAGAUAGUAGAUGCAGACACGACAGUCUUUUAAGAUGUUUCUGGACAGGUACAUGGAUGGGCAGGGAGCAAAGGGAUACAGACCCUUAGAAAGUAGAUGACAGGUUUAGACAGAGGAACUCGAACAGCAUAGGCUUGGAGGGCCAAAGGGCCUGUUCCUGUGUUGUAAUUUUCUUUGUUCUUUGUUUUCUGUUCUCUUUUGUUUAAAUUGGUAAUUUAAUGGGCUGGAUGUUAUCAGGUCCCAGUGGCAGGAAUGGAGGCAGAAGGCUGAUACAAAAGCAGGAAACAGUGUCAGGAUGUCUCCCUGGCCGUCACACUGUCCAUGGAGGCGAGCAACUAACUUGCACAUUCAGGACAAUUACAGGCCGGUAUGCUGAGUGAGCUAACAGAGUAACUCCCAUUACGAGGGGUGACCACCAGGGUGGCCUUCCUGCAGCAACUGAGGGUUCCAUCAGAGCUAGUGGUCCCAUGGCCCAAAGAGAGAUGGAUUGGUCAUGGGUGAUUUUCCAUACAAACGUGCAAAUUGUGAGCAGGAGAGGCCAGUCAGUCAUACAAGUCUGCUGUGCCACUCAAUAAGAUCAUGGCUAAUCUGAUUAUUCUGCAAUCCCUUGCCUUUCACCCCCUUGUUUAUCAAGAAUCUAUUCACCCUGCCUUAAAAUACUCAGCUUCAACCACCUGCCUUUUUUAAUUUGUUCGUGGGACGAGGGUGUCACGGACCAGGCAGCAUUUAUUGUCCAACCCUAAUUGCCCAGAGGGCAGAUAAGAGUCAACCACGUUGCUGUGGGUCUGGAGUCACAUGUAGGCCAGACCAGGUAAGGAUGGCAGUUUCCUUCCCUAAAGGACAUUAGUGAACUAGAUGGGUUUUUCCUGACAAUGGAAUCCCAAAAUUCCAGAUUUUUAUUGAAUUCAGAUCCCACCAUCUGCCAUGGUGGGAUUCAUACCUGUGUCUUCAGAACAUUAAUUGAGUCUCUGGAUUACCAGUCCAGUGAUAAUACCAUUAGGCCAUUGCAUCGCCCCUUUUGAUGAAGAGAGUUCCAAAGUCUCUCAACUCCCUGAGAGGAAACAUUUCUCCUAUUCUCAGUUAUAAAUGGGUGACCCCUAGUUCAAGACUUUCCCAUAAGAGGAAAUGUUUCAAUCAAGUUGCCUCUUAAUCAUCUAAACUCUAUUGGAUACAAGCCUAGCCUGUCCAACCCUUCCUCAUAGGACAACCAGCUAUCCCAGGUACUAAUAAUCCUUCCCUGAACUACUUCCAACACAUUUACAUCCUUUGUUUUAUGAAUAAGGUGACCAGUAUUGUACACAGUAUUCCAGAUGUGGUCUCACCUGUGCCUUAUAUAAGUGAAACAUAAACCCUACUUUUAUGUUCUAUUUCACUUGCAGUGACUAAUAAUAUUCUCUCAACUUUCCUAAUUGCUUGCUGUCUCUGCAUAUUAACCUUGCAUGAUUUACGUGUUAGGACACCCAGAUCCCUCUGCAUCUCAUGGCUCUGAAAUCUCUCAUCAUUUAGAUUAUCUGUUCUUUUUUAUUCUUCCUGCCAAAAUGGAAAAUUCCAUAUAUUUUUCUCCAUUUACCAGAUCGUUGCCCACUUGUUUAACCUGUGUUUAUCCCUUUGUAGUCUCAUUAUGUUCUCUUCACAACUUGCAGAGAGGUUUUGGCUUUGUCACACAGAUGAAACUGCCCUUGGCCCCUGAAGUUUUAAUUUUUAAUGCCUACCAAGGACAGCUCUGUUGAUGUGUCCAAGUGGUCUCCUGCCUUCUUCAGCAGUGUCCACUGUUCCUCAAGAUGCUGCCGAGGCUUUCGACCUGCCAGCCUUCCGACUGGAGCAAAGGCAUCAGGAGCCUGUUGGCUAUCCUUACCACUAUCUAUCCUUACUCAGACAGUUGGUCCACACAUGGCCAACUAGGAGAUCACCUGACGUAAAUAGAGUCAUAGAGUAAUACGGCAUGAAAACAGGCCCUUCAGCCCAAACUGGUCCAUGCUGAACCUGGUGCCCACUCAGCUAGUCCCAGUUGCUCGCAUUUGGUCCAUAUCCCUCUCAACCCUUCCCAUCCAUGUACCUACCCAUACGUUUUUUAAAUGCUGCUAUUGCAACUGCCUCAACCACUUUCUCUGGCAGCCCAUUCCAUAUAUGCACCACUCUCUGCAUGAAGAAGAUCCCCCUGAGGCCCUUCUUAAAUCUGUCCUCUCUCACCUAAACCUAUGCCUUCAUCCUAUCUAUGCCCCUCACGAUUUUAUACACCUCAAUAAGGUCACCCCUCAUUCUCCUGCAUUCCAAGGAAUAAAGUUCUGUCCUGGCCACUUCUCCCUAUAACUCAGGCCAACUAGUCCUGGCAACAUCCUCGUAAAUCCUGUUCGCUCACUUUCCAGGAUAACUGUGUCUUUCCUAUAACUGGGUGACCAAAACUGUACACAAUACCCCAAGUGUAGCCUCACCAAUGACUUAUACACCUGUAACAUAACAUCCCAACUCCUAUACUCAGUGCCUUGACCGAUGAAGGCCAGCAUGCUAAAUACCUUCUUCACCAUCCUGUUCACCUGUGACACCGCUUUCAACAAAGUAUGUACUUGUACUCCUCGGUCCGUCUGUUCCACAACACUCCUCAGGACCUUAUCAUUAACUAUAUAAAUCAAGUGCAACACCUCACACUUAUCUGUAAUGAAUUGCAUUUGCCAAUCCUCAGCCCACUUCCCCACCUGAUCAAGAUCCCUCUGUAAUUUUUGAUAACUUUCCUCACUAUCAACAAUACCUCCUAAUUUUAUAUCAUUUGCAAACUUAUUAAUCAUGCCUUAUACAUUCGCAUCCAGGCCAUUCAUGUAAAUAACAAAUAACAAAGGCCCCAGCACUGACCCCUGUGGCACACCAUGAGUCACAGGCCAGCGAGUCCCACUGCCGGCAUAUGCAGACCUGGGGAACCCACUUUUCAGCCCAUUGUCUGUGUCGUGAAGCCCACUGUAAAAUUGAGCCUUAUAUCUUUGCUCUGAUUUAUUUGCACUUAGCUAUAUAUGUGGCCCAAUUUUCUGGUCAGUGGUCAACCAAGUUUGCUUGCCACUGAGCUCAAAAACAAAACUGCCCACACAGUGGAGGAAAUUUGCCGUUCCUCACAGCAGUUUAAACCUGAUCUCAAGCAGCAUGGGGGUCUUGACAAACAGCUGCAAGCAGAUAGGCAACCAAUCAAAUUGAAGCCCAUGCAGCAUAUCUGGAAAUUGAAACCACUUAAACAUUUUUCACUUUUAUAUUUUCAGACAGUCAAGUAAAUGUAUGACUAUAUUGGAGGUGAGAGCUAACAUAAGAUAAAUAGACUUAAAGCAGAUAAUGUAAGAGGCAUUCAGCCCUUUGUGCUCAAUCUCCAUUUAAGGAGAUCAUGGCUGAUCUUCUACCCCAUCACCAUUUUCCUGCACUAUCUUCAAGCCCCUUGAUAUCUUUAAUAUCCAGAAAACAACCAUUCUCUGUCUUGAACAUUCUUAAUGACUGAGCAUCCUCUGGCCUCUGUGAUAGGGAAUUCCAAGGAUUCGCCCUCUCUGACUGAAGAAAUUCUUCCUCAUCUCAGCCCUAUUUUGCCUGCCGUUAUUCUUAGACUGUGUCCCCUAGUUCUAGCUCCCCCCAAAAGAAGGCCAAGGGGAAACAUUCUUCUGGCAAGGCUCUUAAGUAAUUAUAGGUAAAGAAGAAAAGUGUUUGGAUUUUUUUCCUCAUUGUGAUCAAAAAAUCUCAUACAACAAUUAUGAAAUUAGCUUUUCAAGAACAGUGAAGAGAUUUAGUAGUGAUUCCGCAACUUAAAAAUCUACUUACACAUUAUUCAACAAGGUGUAAUUUUUUUCAAAAGGAUUUUGCAGCAAGAUAGCAGCAUAGAAGUGAAAAUUCUCAUAAAUUCAGAAUUGCAAUGGAGAUUUGCGAGAACCUUUAUCAAGGAGUGCACUGUCACUGACAACAAUGCUUGGAUUUCUACAUUAUUUUGAACAUGACUGGACUCCUGAGGCUACUGGGAGUUUCUGUGACUGAUGGAAUUGUCAUUACCACAGCAAAAUCCAAGCCGUUGUAUAUUUGAAGAGAGUUAUGAGAAAACAAAACAGUUACACUGGUUAAUACUAGCAUGUAAUUUUAUUAAGUGUAUCUUAUUAUUGGUGGUCUGACAUGAUAUUUGUUUUCCUGUAACUGUCUAGUGCAAUCACACUACAGCCUGUGAACCAGUCACCAAUUUUUCAAGUGUGUAAGUGAGGUUUUACAGUUUGCAUUUUAUACAAAUACUUAAAACUCAACUGUAAAUCUAAAACUCAUGGUUCCAAUAGAUUGAAGGAAUCUGUACAAUAUAAUUGGGUUAGUAUGGCACAUACUGGGAUAACGUCCCUUUUUAAAUUUUCACCUUGCCCCCACCUACUCUUUUUUUCUCUCCUGCCAUGUUAUGCAUGCUUGGCUGAAAGCCUAAUGAAAGUGUGAACUUUGCAGAUUUGACAAGUUGAGUGAAUUGUUGAUUUUGUUUGAUUUACAUUUGAUUAUAAAUUGUUCUUUCUGUGCUUUUCUUUUGUCAAUGUCUCAAGAAAUAAUUACUUGGUAGUACAAAACUUAAACAUUGUUGAAAGGAAACAAGAUGUUGAAGCCUUUCAACUUGCACUCAUCAGAAUUAGGAUGAAGGGUUUCGGCCUGAAACAUUGACAUUCUUGCUCCUCAGGUGCUGUCUGACUGCCAUGCUUUUACAGCUACACAUUUAUUGACACAAAAAAAGCAGACUUGCAGGGGAAAGAAAAACACCAAUUUAUACAACAUGAGAAGAGGCUGAAGAUUGGUUGGGCCAUUAGUGGUAUGAAGAGGCAGUAUGAACAGUUAACUGCCAGUCUUAGAUCUCAGAUUCGAUUGAGUCAGAAAUGUCACGACACCAGGCAAUCACCCAACAGGUUUAUUUGAAAUCACAAGUUUUCGGGGUGCUGCUGCUUUGUCAGGUGAAGUUAGCACUCUGAAAGGUUGUAAUUUCAAAUAAACCUGUUGGACUAUAACCUGGCCAUGUGACUUCUGACUUUGUCCACCCCAGCCCAACACCAGCACCUCCACAUCACAGAUUCAAUUAGUCAGGGGAUGCAGCAGAAAUUGGCUCUCUCUAUGAAAAAGAUGCAAUGUGCAUAUGGAUUCUUUGAGCCUAAAAAAUGCAAGGUCCUAUGUAUUCAUGUAAAUAGCUUCUAGUACACACAAAUACAUCACACUGUGACCUGACUCAUGAUCUUAAUCAUUUCCUGGUGUAAUUCUUAGCACAAUUUAAUAAAUAAUUUUCAAUAGCAACAUCACAUCUAAUGCUUUACACAUUUACUGGGACUUGCAAGCAUGGUCUGGUUGACCAACAGAUUUCAUGAAAACCAGGAAAAAACCCAGUGAACAAAGGCAGGCCUUCUAACCAGCCUACAUCAUCAUUUGCCUGCCUCCUUGGAGCAAAAAUCAUGCAAUUCAGAGCUCUCCAAAGCAAGGCGGAUCUGUGAGUCAUGAAACUUCCCAACUUGAGAGAUGGCAUGGUGACUCAAUGGUUAGUACUGCUGCCUCACAGCACCAGGGUUUGAUUCCAGCCUUGGGUGACUGAGAAGUUUGUGCUCUCCCUGUAUCUGUGUGGCCUUCCUCUGGGUGCUCCAGUUUCCUCCCACAGUCCAAAGAUGUGCAGAUUCGGUGGCUUGGCCAUGCUAAAUGAAGGGUUACAGGGAUAGGAUUUGGGUGGGAUGCUCUUUGGAGAGUCAGUGAGGCUCGGUGGGCCAAUGGCCUCUUUCCAUAUUAAGGAUUCUAUUCUCCUGAGAUAACUGCAUGUGAGCAUAUGACAUGCUUGAAACCAAAUGAAAAUCUAGCCCCUUAUCGCAAACCUGGUUUGGAGGUUUAUCAUUUUCUUUGAAAUGGAAUGAAAAAAAUUAAAAUAGUGCUCCUGAAUAAUUUGUGAUGCAGAAUGUUGAUUGGUGUUUCGAAAGUGUAUCAUUCCUUAACCAAUAAAAGCAGGAAUUUACUUAUUUUUAGAAAAAUUACUGACUUCGUCAAGUUUUGGUCAAAAUCCUUGCAGUUUCUGUGAGGUACUUGAACAUGUCCUUUGAAAGUUUUACACUUACAAUAAACUCAACUCAAAAUAUGAGCUAAAGAUAAUGUUAUAAAACUCAUAAACUGACAGCAAUUUUAGCUGAUGAAGUAUUUUUCAGAACAUGUCAUUUGAUUUAACUUCUAAGGAUCUAGGCUAGUGCUGUUCAAAGAUUUACUGUAGGUAAUACACUACUAUAACAGAGUAACUUAUUUUCUUAUGAACACUAUUAUCUGUUCCUAACACUAUUUAAAGUGGCAUAAGAAGAGAGUUUUAACUGCUGCAGAUUUAUUUGCACUUGACUCUACUUCCUUGCCUAUGUAUUUAGAGGAGUUUGCAGCUUGAAAGCACGGGAAAACCUACCCUAAACACAGUUCACCAACAUUACUACAGGAUAUAAGAGUAGAAGUUAUUCUGUUCAAUGUUUGGAUUUUUAUUAUUAAUUGGCCCUCCCCAGUGUCAAUUAGACUUUUUCCUAAACAAAUCCUUUAAGAAAUGAUAUUCCAAAAAUAGCUUUACAUGUUAAUCAUGUAAUCCUUAUAGGAACUUUGAGGCUGCAGAUUUGCACAAUACUCAGGUAGACCUUCCAGGUUCCAAAAACAUUGGAGAGUGAAGAAUUAGCAAGAUGCUGAAGGUGCAAAGUGUAUUCAAUCUGGUUUAGACUUAUUGAGGGCUCAUGGUAUUACCAACUUAUCAUUCGUUCUUAAUACCAAUACAUGUCUGGUUAAACCAUGUGGAUGAUAUUUUUUUCCAAAAAAAGCAUAUCACCCUUGGAAUGAGGGGUAGUUGGAGAGUGAUUUUUGAACUGUAUUAUGUGAUCUGUGUGUUGUAAUGUUUUAUUAAUAUUGGAUUAAUUACUCCAACUGCUGAAAGUUUUCCCUGCUGAAAGCAGAUCUCGAGGGAUCACAUUGAGUAGAGUUAGUCCACAGUUUUUAUGGAAGAAAAUCACCUAACACCACCCCCCAAAAUAAAUCUUUUGAGUGUCCAUUUUGAAGCAUAAAUUUAAUUUUCUGGGAAUAGUGCCCACCUUGGAACAUGUGAGUGAGUUGGCAUACAUGGAACUAAAACAUCAAAUAUUACAGCUCUGUUGCUAUGCCAUGUUUGUGCAAACAGAAUUUGCCUCAUGAAUACCUUAGUGCUGCACAGAAAACAAUUUUUACUGGCAGUAGUAUUUAAUGGAGGUGACAGGGACGUCUGUAUUAGGCAAAGCCUGCCAAAUUAAAUGUUAGUCAGUGGCUGACAGUUAGACACUACUCAGCAAUUGCCCACAGGAGCAGUGGCUGCUACAAGUAAUGCAACCAAUCAUGGCCUAGGAUUGAUGAGGGUCUUAGGCCACAGAUCUGUGGCAACAGGAUGGGGGUUAUGGAGCAGGGGAUUUUUGGUAACCAGAGUCGAGGUGGCUAUCAGCAGGACCACAGUUACCCAAUGCCACAUCCCUCAAUUAGGCCUUUGAAUGAUGGACUCGUCCAGGAGGACCACAAACAAAUCCUACAGGGUUUGAUUUCUGGGCAUGCUGUGUGACAAUCGUUCUGCCUGCUGCUGGGUAAAUCCCAAUGGUGAUGGAAUGCGGGCCUUAAGCAGCCAUGAUUUGAUUAAAAAUGACUCACCACCCCCAAACUUGCCUCAGAGAGAGUGUUAAAUUCUGCCCUGUGUGUCACUACAAAGAAGUUUUUAAACAAAACUAAGACAAAUGGUGGAUAUUAACAAUAGAAAAAUAUUUAAGAGAAUUGCUGCUAAAUACAAUUUUGUGUUUUCUUGAAGAGAUGUUUUGUUAAUGCACCUUAUAUAAAAAUGUAAAUAAUCUAUUGUAAUUAAUAUAAUGUUUAACUGAUUUAAUGAUUUUCAAUCUGUGUCUUAAUAUCAACAGGCUGAUUGUUAGUAUAGUAACAGGGGAUUUCCCUUGGCCAUUGAAGAUCAAUUUGAGGCAUAUCUUUGAUUUCAGAUAUAUUUUGAAAUGUGUUUGACAAUCACAUUAGGCAGAUAACUGGCUUAUAUCUCACAGAGCACUGUUGUUCCCAGUGACUGCCCUGCAGAUAUUUAACAGCCAGUUGGCCAUUAGUUAACCUUGAGGUGGUAAUUAUGCCCCUCAGUAACUGUAAGUUUUGUCUCAGAAAACUGCCAGCCAGAGAUUGGCAACUGUGCAGUGCAGGCAAUGUCACUACAAGUGCUGGCUACUGCUAGUACUCAAACAAGGUCUACAGCAAGGCACGUUCCAGUGGAGCCAGCUAACUCCAGGGGUCUUGCUGAGACCAAGCUGGAAGACGUAUCCAAGAAGAGUGAGGAGCUGGAUUAGAAAUGCCAGUGGAGAGGAAGUGGGGGAUGGUGUUAAACCCUUUGCAUGGGAGAGCUUCAGGGGGCCCAUCCCAUCCCAGCCAACACCACUCCACACAGGGAAAGCUGCCAAGCUGAACACUUGGCAUGGGCCUCUUGGGCAGCUGGUUAAAUCCCAGUGACAGUGGGAUGAGGCCCUUAAGUGAGCAUUGUUUGACAGUAAGGGCCUUUGUUGGCUCACUUCCUUCCCCACACUACUGCUGAUAAAUUAGGGCAAGGUAGGUGGGUAGGCGCAGAGCCUGGUGGAAUUUACAUGCCGUUCCCACCCACCUAGAAAGCCACCUAUGAGGGGAAGCAUUAAAUGAGAUGGAUUUCAUUGACAUCAGCCAAAAUGGCUAUCAAGGAGGGCAUCCUUAUUCCUCAUCAUUGUUGUCAAUUGUUUGACUUAUUGGGAAAUGGGGGUAAUUAUUGUGUAAGAUAUAAUUUGUAUACUUAUAGGGAAUUGGAAUUCAAUAUGUACUGUAUUUACUGAAAAUUAUUACUCCUGUAACAAUGCUACUUUAAAAUAAUCUUUUGAAUAUUAACUCAAGAACACCAAAUAUUUGUGUACUUCUGCAACAAGCUUGAAAUGCAAUGGGAGAUCCCCACACAAGAAAAAGAACAUCAAAAUAGGCAUCUCGUUCAAAUCAUUUUCAAUCUGGUAAUCAUGUUUUCUUGCUUUGGGUAAUUGCUGACAUUUGCAUGACGUUCAUCUUUUUAAAGAAGUUCUAAUAACUAGUGCCUGGAAUAAAAACGUUAUCUUAGUUUAACUGUGUUAGUCAGAGAAAGCUUAAAUUAUUUGUGUGACCAUCUAGAGCAAGUGCAAAUUAUUUGAAGAACACACUUUUGCUUACAUUUGAGGUAAACAUGGAGAAGUGAAACAUAUGUCUGUCAUUUCCUACCCUUAAAUUGGUUUUUGCAUUCUCACCUCAAAUUGUAAGGCUGAUCAUCAAUAAAUGUGCACUCAUUCUUGUGCAGACUUGUGGAUUGAAUAAACCUGAAAUAGUUUAUUGGUUUUAGCUUGUUAAAAAAAUGAACUAGAGAUUAAUAUUUGGUGGUGAAGAAUAAUUGACAUUAUACAUGCCAAUACGUCUUGAUGUAUCUGUUAAUGUCCAUGAGAAUUGUAAAUUUUAAUGUUGUGAGAUAGAUAAUUUACUUAUUCAGAAAUUCUGGAAACUAUUUGGGCAAUUUUGAUGGAUUUGUGUAAAUUAGAAAUUGACAUUCAAAUUCUGUUUCCAAGGCUGUAUCAAAUUCAUGAACAUGAUAAAAUAGUUUGGGGAGAGGAAGCAGGCAUCAGAAAAAUUGUUUAAAUAUUGAAGAGAAUCUGAAAUUAGUUGCAAUAUGCAUUGAAAUUCAAUAAUGACCUGUGACAUGACUUAAUGUGAAACAUUUUCCUAAAUAACUUACGCUUCUGAGCAUUUAUUCCUAGAAUGAAAAUCUAGAGGUCAAUGUGCACAAGUUGGAUUUCAGCAUGUUCCCAUAUCAUGUUUUCAUCAUUUUCUGUAGUGGAGACUUUUAGUAUUAAAUGCAACAGAAUGUAAAACAUUUCUCUAAUUUGGAAUAUUUACACAAAUGUGAAUAGCUUUUCCAGUGGAUUGAAAAUUCAGGGCUUCUUAUUUUUUAUUCCGGGGGUUCAUGGGUUUGAACAGGUUUGGUCAGCCACUGCAGUGUACCUGCCUGGCCUGACAUAUGUUUCAGCCGUUUCACAGUAUUUCUCAUCACAGCCUUCCUCCUAUGUCAGAGGUUAAAAACUAAGGGCCAGAGUUGACAGUGAUGCUGUGGAGAGCCUAGUGGUCAUAGCUUGUUAAAGCACAGUUUGUUUGUUUAACGUGUGUUCAACAAUUUGUGUUGUUCAAUUUCCCAGCAACAUUAAGAUGUGUGAAAUGGUUCUUUCGUAACAAGUCACCCUACUAAAGAAUUUCAGGAUAAAGUAGCAACUAAUAAGAAUAUUUUCCACUUAUUACCAGGGCUUUGUUUAUUACUUCAAUUAUCAACAGACUUUAUGCAAACCUUAUCUUGUUGGUGGUUUCUGAUGAGUGAGAUUGGUGUUUGCUUACCUGUAAGACCAUGAUUAAUUCUGAAAAUCUCUCUCUGUUGACUUUUUAACCUAUCCAAUUCUGUAGCCUUUGUGCUAGGGCAGAAAAGCUUAGAUAAGCAGUGGGCACUCUGUGGUUCAUGUGAUGCAACCCUCGGUAAGAUUCAAAUCUUACAGACCUCCACCAGGUAUAUUUAAUUAUCAGAGAAAUGUAUUAUGAUCAUACUCUGCAGAAUUUGAUUGUCCUGCUGAAAAUAGGAAGUUAGUGUGUGGACAUUACAUGUAUGUGGAGAAAAGUCAGCCUUAUCCAUCAUGAGAUUGACAACAAAAACAACUUGUAUGGAUAUGUCACCUGUAACAUGAGAUAUUAGAACAGUUGGUUAAAAAGAUAGGUUUUAAGGGAUGUCUUAAAGGAGAAAAACAAGCCAGAGAGGAUUAAGGAGGAAAUUCCAGAGUUUAGGACUCAGCAGCUGAUAGCACAUCUGGGAUUAGAACAGCAAUUAAAACUGGCUGUUAAAUAUCAGUGGUGGAACAAGACAAAGAAUUUAGCAAUAACCUACCUCAUGCAUGAUGUGAAAGAAUCAGAAAUCUGUGUUUGUGAGCACUGCCCUUAAGUGUACUGCUUGUAAAUACAUCAAACUAUUAUCAACCUUUUAGUAUGCACACAAGCCUUAAGACAUUUCCAAAAGAUAAUGUAUUUUUUUUGAGAUAGCAAUACUGACACUUCACCUGCCAUUGACAGGUGUGCUUUUGCGGCUAGCUAGGGCUAGGCAGAUUAACUUCCAAGCUGUCAUUUUAUUUUUAAAUGUACCCCAUAAAGUUCCAUCAAAGCUUGCAAAGGUAUUAUUCAAUAUUUUCGCUUUAAACAACAGACACCUAUGGAUGACUCUUUAGAAAUCUGCCUGUCUGACUGUGCCACCUGUCUGACUGUGCCAGUUGAAUCCACAGAUCUCCUGUUUGAUACUUGACACAAAGAACUCAGUGAACUCAGUUAUCAUUGCACACAUUACUAAGAAUCUGAAUUCAUAUCAGCUAUUUUUGGAUGUUUCCAAUCGUCAUUAAGUUAUAUGCUUCUUUUAAUGCCCCAUGACAGUUUUUAGGCUCAAGUGUUGGUCCUUGUCCUAAACCUUAGUUUCUAAUUUAUGGUGUUUUCUUGAGUGUUCUCUCCCACCAGCCAAGUUAAUCUGUUGAGGCCUCACUUCCACCAAUUUCUAACUCACAUUGGCAUUCCCCACUUCUUUUGCUUUUGUUACCAAGAAUGCCAUUCAUUUUAAGCUCUUAGUCACUUCAACAUGAUGCUAAAUUUCCUAAAUCUCCAGUUAGGGACUGCAAAGCAAUUAAUAGGUUGGGCAUUAUACAGAAUAGUUGCUUCCUCCAAAUAAAAUUCAAAAGAUAUUUGUUUUAACUUAACCCAAGUUAAACAUGAAUCCAGUCAUCUCUAACCUCUGAGAGAUUAAAGGUUAUUUUGACACGUAAGUGAUGGAGUUUGCCCUCUUUGUGGUCAUUUAUUUGAGGGAGAUGGCUAUAUCAUAAACAUUGAAUAUUCUAAAAGGGCAAAUCCUUGUUCCUUGAGGUUUAGUGGGCAAAUACAUCACAUGAUAUAGUACUGAGCCAAAAGGACCAGGUCUGAUCCUGGGCCUUUGAUGAAAUAGCUGAUCUUAUCAGGGAUAAUAGAAGAGACACUGCAAUAAAUCUCAGCUACAUAGCUGUAGGAGGGAAAUAAAUCAGUUGGACUCCUGGUUCUUGUUGGAAGUGUACAUGUGUGGAUAUAUCGAAUGUAAAUCAGUUUGGGAUGAGCUGUGAUGACUCCACAGUUAAGUAUUCUACUGAAAAUGCAAACUUACGUCAUACUCCAUUACAUGUUGGCACUUUUAGGAAGGGUAAGGUACGGGGUUGAUUUAACAAUACUAUUCUACCGAAUGUUCUUUAUGCUGAAAAUUGGUGAGUUAUAGGAUACCAUUGUUUUUGAAUAGGACUGAGUUUGACUUUUAAUGUAUUCAGUUUAUAAAUGUAAAUUUUGGAGUGAUGUGAUUCAAAUAUCACUCCCUAGACUUUAUUAAAAUUCCAAAAUAUAUAACAGGAAUAAUGUGCAAGUUCCUUCCCAGCUUUACCUCUAUCGGUAUGGUAGUAAGUGCAACAUCAAUUCAAAAAGCACAAUUUAGUUUUGCAAUUUUCAAAACCUCUUGUCUUAAUAUUCCAUUGUUUCUUUGUUGUUAGUUCAGCCAAAAGCAAAAUAUUGCAGAUGCAAGAGAAAGUCUGUUUUCUGUUUGUUUCAGAUUUUCUAAAUCCACAAUACUUUGCUUUUGUUUUAGAUUUGGAUCAGUUUGUUUCACACUUGAGCCAUUAAGUGUUGAAGCUGUGCUUUCUGAUUUGACCCGUUAGUUGGUUCAUUUUAACAUCUUGUUUGACAGGAAUGUAAUUGACUCAUCUUUGUAAUACCUCCUUGUUUCAUUCUAUUUUAUUGUACAAAGAAUUAUUGUACAGAGAAUGUAAUUUGAAAUUCUAUUAAAGAUAUAUGAAAUGCA
This is a messenger RNA of Stegostoma tigrinum, 15896 nucleotides long. RefSeq names its product vitamin D3 receptor B-like. The record is from RefSeq and is a predicted model, not a curated record. Gene Ontology annotation, molecular function: zinc ion binding; nuclear receptor activity; vitamin D response element binding. Gene Ontology annotation, cellular component: nucleus. Bases 351 to 1652 code for a protein of 433 amino acids. The transcript is spliced from 12 exons. Lineage: Eukaryota; Metazoa; Chordata; Chondrichthyes; Orectolobiformes; Stegostomatidae. Gene Ontology annotation, biological process: cell differentiation; positive regulation of transcription by RNA polymerase II; negative regulation of transcription by RNA polymerase II.